Magallana angulata is the source of this 1389-nucleotide messenger RNA. RefSeq names its product DNA primase small subunit-like. Bases 55 to 1305 code for a protein of 416 amino acids. The transcript is spliced from 13 exons. Lineage: Eukaryota; Metazoa; Mollusca; Bivalvia; Ostreida; Ostreidae. The record is from RefSeq and is a predicted model, not a curated record. Gene Ontology annotation, cellular component: alpha DNA polymerase:primase complex. Gene Ontology annotation, biological process: DNA replication, synthesis of primer.
AGUUAUAUAGAUUGGUUUUUAGCGCCAAAUUUCGACAACAAAUAACCAUUGAAAAUGACAGAGAAAUCGACAUACGAUGCGGCUUCUCUUCCAGAUCUACUUCCCAUUUACUACAAAAAAUUGUUUCCAUAUGGGCUUUACUAUCGUUGGUUAAACUACGGAGGAGUUCCCAAAUCUUACUUCACCAACAGAGAGUUUUCUUUCACCCUGAAAGAUGAUGUGUACAUUAGAUACCAGUCCUUUUCUGAUCAGCAAGAAAUGGAGAAGGAAAUACAGAAGAGAUGUCCAUACAAAAUAGACAUUGGUGCAGUGUUUUCUCACAAACCUAAAGAUCACAAGACAGUGAAAGCUGCUGCCUUCCAGGCUCAAGAGAAGGAGCUGGUGUUUGAUAUUGACAUGACGGAUUACGAUGAUGUGCGGACAUGUUGUUCGGGAGCAGAUAUUUGUGAGAAAUGUUGGCCUCUGAUGCAGAUUGCAGUUAAAAUUUUGGACCGUGCUUUAGAAGAGGACUUUGGAUUUGAGCACAGACUAUGGGUGUACUCGGGGAGACGUGGUGUCCAUUGCUGGGUAUGUGAUGAAACAGCAAGAAAGCUAUCCCAAAAUGGACGCACAGCGGUGGCAGAAUAUCUCAGUCUGGUCAAGGGUGGUGAAAAUCAGAACAAGAAGAUCAGUCUGGACACGUCAACUUUACAUCCCUUCAUCAGCCAUUCCUUAGAGAUAGUCAAGGCAAGAUUUGAUGAGUAUGCUGUGAAAAAGCAGGAUUUCUUAGGUGAUGAGGAAAAACAGAAAAAAGUCCUGUCACUAAUUACAGAUGAAAAGUUGAGAUCUUUAUUAGAAGCAAACUUUCAGAAAGAAUUUCAUGCAGAUGUCUCUAAAACAGCAUGGGAUGUAAUGAAACAAUUUUUAGAGGACAAUAAGAAUAAAUCCAAAGGCGGCAAAUACGUAUUGGAAGAGAUCAUGUUACAGUACUGCUACCCUCGACUAGAUGUGAAUGUCAGCAAGGGAGUUAACCAUCUCCUGAAAAGUCCAUUCUGUGUUCAUCCCAAAACAGGUAGAGUAUGUGUUCCCAUAGAUCCCAAGAAAAUUGAUGAAUUUGACCCAAUGGCUGUCCCCACGAUAAGUGAGAUUUUAGAGGAACUUAAUUCUGUGGAGAAAGAAGAUUCUAACAAGAAAACUAAAGAAUUCAACAAAACAUCCUUAAAAGAAUGCACUCAGGUCUUUGAGCGAUUUGUGAAAAAACUUGAAGAAACGUGGAAAGGAAAGGGGAAGAUGAUAGAACAGAGUGAUAUGACGAUGGAGUUUUAGAAACAAAAGAUGAAGACUUAUUUGUUUAUUUAUUUUUAUUUGAAUGGAGGACAGGUGCCAAUAAAAUCAUGAUAAUCUGUUGAA